This is a messenger RNA of Ostrea edulis (European flat oyster), 1733 nucleotides long. RefSeq names its product probable ATP-dependent DNA helicase RecS. Gene Ontology annotation, molecular function: nucleic acid binding; ATP binding; 3'-5' DNA helicase activity. Bases 1 to 1104 code for a protein of 367 amino acids. NCBI's taxonomy places the organism in Eukaryota, Metazoa, Mollusca, Bivalvia, Ostreida, Ostreidae. Gene Ontology annotation, cellular component: nucleus; nucleoplasm; chromosome. The record is from RefSeq and is a predicted model, not a curated record. Gene Ontology annotation, biological process: telomere maintenance; double-strand break repair via homologous recombination. The transcript is spliced from 5 exons.
AUGGCGUGGAGACAGAAAGUUGACGAUCUGCUGCGGGUACACAAUUUCCCGGUCAAAUUAAAAGAAGAACAGAUAGAGAUACUUUCUGCAGUGUUUGAGGGAAAGGAUGUGUUUGCCCAGCUUCCUACUGGCUAUGGAAAAAGCCUGAUUUACACACUCAUCCCACUUCUGCUGGACAAACUUCACGUGGAAUGCAAGCACACAAUUCUUGUAAUUUCUCCUUUGCGAGCUUUAGUGCAGGAUCAGGUGCAAUCACUGAAUGCCCACAAUGUGAAAGCUAGAGCUCUUUUGGACACCACUUCAUUGGAAGAACUUGAAGGUAGCAGCAUUUUAUUUUCCUCCCCUGAAGCUGCAGUAUUGCCGAAAUGGAAGAAAAUAAUUAGGAAAACAGCUAUUUCAGUUGUUGUGUUUGAUGAGGCUCACUGCAUAUCACAAUGGGGUCUUGACUUUAGACCAGACUACCGAAAGGUAUCCACACUGCAGAGUUGGCUGUCUGCUCCAACUCUUGUGUUGACUGCCACUGCUACAGCAGAUAUCCAGAAAGACAUAUAUGAAGUGUUGGGGAUGACCGAGGACAGCACUAAAGUCAUUGCUCUUUUACCAGACAGACCAAAUAUUUUCCUCCAUGUGGAAAAAGUGACAGAAAACAUAAAAGAAGCUCUGAAGUGGCUGCCAGGUCAUUUUCAUUCACAAGACCCAAACAACAUCAGGAAGAUGAUUAUGUAUGUCAGAUCUAUAAACACUUGCCAACAGAUUUUUAAUUGGGUGUUAGAUGAGCUGGAAGACAAAGUGUUUUGUGGUGAUAAAAUUGCAGAUAACAGAGUGGUGGAGAUGUUUCACGCAAGUACGGAUGAACAGUCAAAGGAGAGAAUAAUGGAAAACUUCAUCUCGCCCGAUGGACAUUUGAAACUACUCAUCUCCACUAUUGCCUUCGGCAUGGGAGUCAACAUUCCCAAUGUGGAUAUGGUGAUUCAUUGGGGAAUCCCCCAUCAUCCCUGUCUUAUUGGCAGGAGAUUGGUCGGUGUGCCAGGGAUGGGCGAAAUGGAUAUGCUGUGUGCUACGCAUACAAAAGGAGCAUUACUAAAUGCACCAGUGAAGGACUAAAAUCGAUGCUGGAAAAGGAAUCUGCCACCACCCAGUGCAUCAGGAAGGAAGUACUCAAGACUUUCAAAUUGAAAGGUCUUUUAAAAACUGCCAUUCCAUCUCCAGAAGACUCACAUGAAAACUGUAAUGAACUAUGUUUAUGUUUUAAAUGCAAGUGUUGCAGUGUAUGCAUGGAAUCUUGUUCCUGUGAACACAAAUCAUCAAAUUCUUUUGAAAAAAUUUUGAGCACAAGUUGCUGAAUUAACACUGUGAGUGCCCAACAGUUAUACUGUCUGCUAAAGGGUUUUAAGGAGGUAUACUACAGUUCGAAUACGGCAGGGGUACAUUUUUUCCCCACAUUACUGUUUCACUAAAAUAACACUAGUUGACUAAUAAGUAAUUUUGCAUAUUUUCAAUUUCAUAAUAUUGUACAUAUCCUCAACUUUUCAUCCAUGUAAAUUUCUGUAAUGUAGUAGUCCUCCUUAAGUAGGUGAUGUUUUUCAUAGUGGCUUCUAAUUGUUGUAAAAUAUGCCUCCAUUUGAAAUCACAAUCAUAACCACAAAGUAGCAGUAGGAACUUGGAGUAUAUGUAUAAUACAACUGUUUCACAUAUUGUUUAUUAAUAUGUACCUUUUAUGAUGGUCAAUAUGA